AUGGCUUAUUGGUUCCUGGUGUCGGGAGUCCACGAUGAUCCUGAUCGCCACGAGUGGAUCUUUUUUGAAGUGGGACUUGACUUGACUCGAUCAGCGGUUUUCUGCAAUGAACGAUCUCGAGCUCAUUAUCUCAACUUUCAACAAUUCCACAACACACAACACAACGAAAAAAGACGAAACAUGAAGCUCACUGGGUUCACCUUGGCAGUCGCUUUUGCCACAGCCAAACUCGCCACAGCGCAAACCCCAUUGGCUGUCGACUUCCCAACUGGUGCUUCGGUUAUUGGAUCUUCUGAAAACGGGGUGGAUUCAUUUUUGGGUAUUCAGUAUGCCACCGUCGGCGAUAGGUUUUCAAGAAGCAUUCAAUUGGAUCUUCCCGAUGACGUUGAAACAAUAGCAAAGGAGUAUGGCAGUAACUGUCACCAGGCUUAUCCCGGGUUGCCCGAGUUUCUCUAUCAGCCUCGCCAGGAAGCAGAGGAGUGCCUCUAUCUGAAUAUUUGGCGCCCGUCGAAUAUUUCUCUCGAAGAACCGUUGCCCAUCAUGGUCUGGAUUCACGGAGGAGGUUUUAUGAUUGGUUCUGGAGCCGAUGCGGUUUACAAUGGUUCCAACCUAGCACGCAGUCAACAUGUCAUGGUGAUAACGCUGAACUAUCGGUUGGGGGCGCUUGGAUUCCUGCCUCAGGAUGACACUGGAGUAGGCGCCAUGAAUGGCAUUUAUGACCAAUUGAUGGCACUGAAGUGGGUUCAAUCAAAUGCAGCAGGGUUUGGUGGCAACGUCGACGAAGUAACACUGCUUGGAGAGAGUGCUGGGGGCGAGUCCAUCUGCAUGCUUUCCGUUUCUCCGCUUGCGAAAGGUUUGUUUCACCGAGCUGUUCUUCAGAGUGGUGAGUGCAGGUUCAACCACUGGAUGAGAGAUGUCCCAAAUGAAGACUACGAGUAUGCCUUUGAAGCUGUCUCCAAUCUGAUUAAUGCUACCGGCGUGGUGUCAUUGGAUGAACUCAAGAAUUCUUCUCUAGUGGAUGCCGCGAGCUUGAACUUUAUGUCGGCUGCAGUUGGCUGGUCUGUCAUUGUCUUGGAUCGUGAAAUUCUUCCGGAACACCCACGAGUCCUUUAUGAGGACCCAGAAAACAUUGUCCCAUCUGCAUUCUUGGUUGGAGCCAACUCGAACGAAGACACAACCUUUAUGGGCGUUUCUACAGACAUAUAUCUGCAACUUGCCGAGUUUGGUUUGAACGAGUCCAUUCACUCGCUUGUUGGGAGCAUGUACGGUUCUCAAAUAGCUGCGGAUGUUUGGGACGCGUACAAUGCUGAGGACAACUACGAUAACGAUGUCACAGCAGCCUUCAGCCAGUUCCAUGGCGAUUGGUACAUCCGUUGUCCAACUCGAGCCUUUGCUUCUCACGUGGCUCCGCUGGUCCCCGAAAACGUAUACAUGUACAACUUUGCUCACUUUAGCAUCACUGAUCCCAUGAUGUUCUUUGGAUUGGCACCGUUCGUUGACACAACAACUUGGUCCUCGCAUUUGGCCAUGAAUCCGUUUGUCUUUGGUACCUUGGAUGGUUGGGUACAUGACUUUGUGAACGGGUCACUGACCCAAGAGGAUUGGGAUCUCAGCGACGAGAUUAUGACAAGGUUUGCCAACUUUGCAAAGUCGGGUAACCCCAACGUUGUUGCUGACCAGAGUGAUGUGACUCCAUUGGUCGAAUGGAAGCCGGUGCCCGCUGGAAGGAACGAAAUCACCACAUCCUUCCUUCGUUCAUCAUCAUCAUCUGUGGAAGCCUCCAAUAGCAGUCUACCUGUGUUGGUGUUUUCCCUUGGAACGAGUCAACUGGAAGCUCUGCCGGAAAAGACACACCAAUGUGCAGCGUUUCCCUUUGAUAGUGUUGAUGUCAACUCCCCCAGCAUCACGAAUUCCAGCAGCGAACCGGAAAACGAGCUAGCCGUUGACAAACAAGAUGCCAGUAAUGACCAAGCAACAAAAGAGGAGCUUGAAGGUGCCCUUCACUCUUCGUCUGGAAGGAUUGUGUGGAACAGUGAACAGAAGGUCGUCUGUGUAACAGGUUUUGCCCUUUUGUUCUUGUUGGGAUUCUAG
Molecule: messenger RNA, 2091 nt
Organism: Seminavis robusta
Lineage: Eukaryota; Bacillariophyta; Bacillariophyceae; Naviculales; Naviculaceae
Source: the annotation of a GenBank genome assembly